Messenger RNA from Fonsecaea erecta, 3384 nucleotides. RefSeq names its product pre-mRNA-processing ATP-dependent RNA helicase prp5. Gene Ontology annotation, molecular function: nucleic acid binding; ATP binding; RNA helicase activity. The transcript is spliced from 6 exons. The record is from RefSeq and is a predicted model, not a curated record. The coding region runs from base 1 to 3384 and encodes 1127 amino acids. NCBI's taxonomy places the organism in Eukaryota, Fungi, Ascomycota, Eurotiomycetes, Chaetothyriales, Herpotrichiellaceae.
AUGAGGAUCGCUACGAGAGAAGUCGAAGAGACGAUGAUCGUGACCGCGAUCGCGGUCAUCGGAGGAGACACUCCAGAUCUCGGAGUCCUGAUCGACGCCACCGUGAUCACCGACGCUAUGAUGGCCGAAAAGACGACGACCACUCCUAUUCCAGGAGGGACAGAGACCGAGAUCGACGACGCUCACGAGAUCGAGACGACCGUCGUCGGAGCCGAGAUCGAGAUGGUCGCUCGAAGCGCGACGAUUCCCAGGAAGCGUGACGAAAGCUGGGAUCGCGAUCCGAAGAGAGAGUCAGGUAAUGUCUCAAAAGAGACAUCGAAACCAUCCACUCCCACUCCACAAACGGCUGAAGAGCAGAAAGCGGCACGUCUCGCGAAACUAGAACAAUGGAAGAAGAAACAAGCUGAAGAACAGGCUAGGAAGCAAAGGGAACUCGAGGCUGCCGGUGGGGCGAGAAGUAUACUGCAGGAGAUUGACCGGAAAGCAGGCAUCUUGCCCGCAGUCAGUUCUCCGCAGUCCCCUGCAGCCCCCAGUUCACCAUCGCCAGUUUCAACGCCGUACGCUGGCAAAUUCGACCCAAAGGCCAUCGUGAAGAAAGCCCAGCAUGCCUCAGCCGCCACCAAGGUCCUGGGGGGUGACAUCGCUCCGCCAGCCUUGACCAAUGGCCAUGCCAAAGCCUCGCAGCCUUCUCCAAAGCCUGCCGCAAAUGGUUUCCCUCCCAAAUCACUAAAAGCCACAGGCACAGUGGGCAAAUUUGGACUGGGGAGCAAAACGACCGCGGACAGCGAAGUAGCCAAGAAAGGUCUGGAUUUUACAGACGAUGAGGGCACUAAGAAGAAACUUGAGAAGCUGCCCAUAAACAUGGCCCUAGAACAAGAUACAAGUGUUGACGACGCUCAGCCAGAUGGUGCCGAUGAUGGUGACAACGAUGUCGAUAUGCAGGAAGAAGACGGAGAGGAAGAGGCCAUGGCCGCCGCUCGUGCAGCAGCGGAGCAGCGGAGUCAAGCAGAGCGGGGCGAAGACACAACCAUGGCCGACGUCUCUGCUCUCCUACCCACCACUGCCACAAACGAGGAAGAGGAAGAAGUGGACCCAUUGGAUGCGUUCAUGCAGGAUUUGCAGCCUGUUCCAACUGCCAACAAAGUCCUCACCCAGAAGACAAAUUCCAAGUCACGCCAACUGGAACCUGAGGCUCUUUUCGGCGAUGAUGAGGUUGACAUGACGGCAGUCGACAAUGAACAUCCCGAAAAUAUCCUCUCACUGGCCAGUGCCACGGCAAAGAAGAAGAAAAAGGACAUCCCGACCGUCAACCACGCCAAAAUGCAGUAUCGACCAUUUCGGCGCAACUUCUACUCAGAGCCCGUGGAAAUGGCUGAUUGGACAGAAGAAGAUGUGGCCAGCUUACGAAUGGAAUUGGACAACAUCAAAGUCCGAGGGAUUGAUGUUCCGAAGCCGGUCCAGAAAUGGGCGCAGUGUGGGCUGGGAGUUCAAGUUCUGGAGGUCAUUCAAAAACUGGGCUACGAAGCACCGACCAGCAUCCAGGCUCAAGCCAUUCCAGCGAUAAUGUCCGGUCGCGAUGUUAUCGGGGUGGCGAAAACAGGGUCAGGAAAGACCAUUGCUUUUCUUCUCCCCAUGUUCCGACAUAUCAAGGAUCAACCUCCCUUAGAGCCUCUGGACGGCCCCAUCGGCCUCAUCCUCAGCCCUACCAGAGAGCUUGCCACGCAGAUCCACAAAGAAUGCAAGCCUUUCCUCAAGGCUUUGGGUUUGAGAGCAGUAUGCGCCUACGGGGGUGCACCCAUCAAGGACCAAAUAGCCGACCUGAAGCGUGGGGCUGAAAUUGUGGUCUGUACUCCUGGGCGGAUGAUUGACCUUCUUGCAGCCAACAGUGGGCGGGUGACGAACCUCAAACGAGUCACGUACGUGGUGCUCGAUGAAGCCGACCGGAUGUUUGACAUGGGAUUCGAGCCUCAGGUCAUGAAGAUUCUCUCCAACAUCCGACCGGACCGCCAAACCGUCCUCUUCUCCGCAACUUUCCCCCGCCAGAUGGAAGCGCUGGCCAGGAAAACCCUGACUAAGCCUGUCGAGAUUGUGGUCGGUGGCCGCAGUGUCGUUGCACCAGAGAUCACUCAGAUUGUCGAAGUCCGCGAAGACAGCACCAAAUUUAUUCGGCUGCUGGAACUUCUAGGCAAGCUAUACGAAGACGAGAAGAAUGAGGACGAUCGGGUUCUCAUAUUUGUGGAUCGACAAGAGGCAGCUGAUGGCCUCCUCCGCGAUUUGAUGAAGAAAGGCUACCCUUGCAUGUCGAUACAUGGCGGAAAGGAUCAAAUUGACCGGGAUUCGACCAUCGACGACUUCAAGGCGGGAGUGGUGCCCAUCCUCAUUGCGACUUCGGUUGCUGCCCGUGGUCUAGACGUGAAACAGCUGAAGCUGGUGGUCAACUACGACGCCCCCAAUCACCUGGAAGACUACGUCCAUCGUGCUGGACGCACGGGCAGAGCCGGCAACACAGGGACUGCUGUGACCUUCCUUACCGAAGAACAAGACAGAUACGCUGUUGACAUUGCCAAAGCUCUGCGGCAGAGUGGGCAACCGGUCCCUGAAGCCGUGCAAAAGCUUGUCGACGCCUUUAUGGAGAAGGUCAAGGCCGGCAAAGAGAAGGCUGGUGCUUCUGGAUUUGGUGGCAAAGGUCUCGAACGGCUCGAUCAGGAGCGUGAUGCCGCCAAGGCUCGAGAACGCAAAACGUUCAAGACGGGUGAAGAAGGCGAGGAGCAAGAGGAGAAAGAAGAUGGCAAAGACGUCAAAGUGGGUGAUGAUCUGUUUGCCAAAGCCGCCUCGAGCGUCAAGGCGUUCGAAGGCGGAGCCAGUCUUGCCGGUGUGCCCAAGGGUAUCGACCUGGACGGCAAAAUCACCGUCCACAGGACCGAGCGGGAACCUGCCGGAGGAUCCAAACCGGGAGCUGGGGCGCAGAACCAAAUGGACAAGGUUGCGGCGGCAGUUGGCGCGAUCAACCAGAAACUCUCCAAAGCAGGCGUUAUGCGGUCCGGUGUGCCUAUCGACAAUAAGGGCCCUGAUGCUGGUGCAUUCCACGCAACGCUGGAGAUCAAUGACUUUCCUCAAAAAGCACGCUGGGCUGUCACGAACCGGACGAACGUGGCCAAGAUCCUCGAAGCGACGGGCACCUCUAUUACCACCAAGGGAUCUUUCUACCCUGCCGGCAAGGAGCCUGGGCCGGGCGAGAAUCCCAAGUUGUACAUUCUCGUGGAGGGAGACACCGAGGUUGUGGUGCACGACGCCAUGAGAGAGCUGAUGCGGUUGUUGAAGGAGGGCACCAUGAGUGCCGCUGACGCCGCGGAGAGGACUGGAGGAAGGUAUUCGGUGUUGUAG